AUGUUCAGGAAUAAUAAUAAUGCUAAUGAUGCUAAUAACGAUAAUACAUGUAAAGUUGAAGUUGAGCAUCAACAGGCAGGAAAAAUAACUACCCAAAAUGACACUACUUCGGAAUGUUUAAAAGAGAAGGAAUUUUCCAGGGAUAAUGUUGAUAUAGUUAAAAGCCCUACUUCAAAUAUUCAUCUAUCGCCAAAUGGUGAUACUUACGAUACUGCUAAUGAAUAUAAUUUUUCUAACAAAAAAUCAUUGAAUGCUAUUGAAGAAGAAAUAUCAAAUGAAGAGGAAAUUGAAACUAUAAAAAAUAUAAAAGUUGAACAAGAGAAUAAAAUCACACUACCCCAUAUAUCAGUCAUGGAAAAUAAUGAUCCAAUAGAUGAACAAUUCGAUUUUGAAAAAUCGAAUGAUAGUGAUAGUAUUACUUCGGAUGUUUCUGCCAGUGAACAUAGUGAUAAUCAUCAUAUAUCAAAACCUAGUAUUGUAAGUAAUUUAUCAAAAAAUUCAAGCAUACAUAAAUGUAAAAGUGAAGAGCAUGUACUUCCUACGAAUUACAACAAUAACAAAAAUCUAGAUGCUCAACUUGAAGAUUUAACCCUACGUGAUAUUGAGAUUAAUUCUGAUGAAAUUAAAAGCAAACGUAACUGUAAAAGUUUGGAGAUUGAUCAACAUGCAACUUUAGUGUCAAACAAAUCCCAGAAAAAUGACAUUUUCUCAGAAAAACUGGAUUUCAAAGGGCUUAAAAAAAUUGGAUUUCGCUCGGUUAGUACACCUCCAGAUGUUUCCCCUAAAACUGUUAAAUCAUUUAUACACAAGAACACCACUGGUGGUUGUAAUACAAAUAACAAUAGUGGCUGGAAUAGCAUGGACGGGAAAACUAUAUCCACAAAAUCAUCGACAUCAUCGCUAAAAUCAAAAUUAAACAAGUCAAUAUCCUUUUUAGCAAGUAAAGUUUCGACAUCGCCACUGUCCAGUAAUGCCACCCAUAGCAAUUUAAUAUCAAAUGAAAGUACCAAAAAUGUUUUUUCAAAUAAUGGUGAAAUAUCUACUUUUAAUUCAAAUUCUAACUUGGCUUCGAAUCUACCGUCUACCCCACUUCUUCAUCCAGGAGUAUCUUCGUCUCCUAUAGAUAUUAUUUUACUUGAUGAGCCAAAUAACAGUAGCAGUAUUGGGUAUAAUAGACUAUUAGGAUCUAAAAGCCCGAUCAAAGCAACUGAAAUAUUAACUGGAAGUCCAAGGUCAAGAGAGACCAGCUCCAGUUCAGAUGUUUCUCUCGUGGUAGAUAAUUUUGCUAUGAAUAAUGUUAGUAACAAUGUGAAUCCUAACACCCCACAAAUAACACUAUUAUCUUCCUCAGGAAAUAACUUGUUUUUUGAUGGUGACGAUGUCAAUAAUAAUAAUAAUAAUAAUAAUAAUAAUAAUAAUAAUAAUAAUGCUAGAAACAGUUGCACUAUUGAAGAUGUUUUGAUAAAUGGAGAGUUAAAUAAAACUAAUGUUAAUGGAAGACAUGUUUCUAAUGAUAUGCUAUAUUCUGGGAAAAAUAUUGAUAGAUCAAACUCAGAUAGAGCUUUAAAAACUAAUACCAAGGUUUCAGUUUAUAAAAAUGAAAAAAAUACUUCAAGUAAUAUGGAAAUAAAUACCAUGUCACAUACAACUGGCAACAAUAUUAUUUCUUCUGGUAUUAAUGACUCAGCAGCUGCAAAUAAAUCAACUUUGAAAAAUAACUUGAGCGUGCCUAACCAAACAUUAUUAACUCGUAAAAGGAGUAAAACAGUAGGGGCAUACGAUUAUCAAAGCAAUGCAAAAGUAUCCUUGUCCGCUUCACCACCUUUAUUGGAAAAUGUAGGUAACAGUACCAAUAAUCGCGUCAAUAACAGUACUGCAUUGAACAAGUUGCCUUCAACCAAAACCUCACUGCAAAAAAGGUCAAAUAGUUUUAAGAGUUUGGAUUCGCGUUCGAGUCUGGGAAUAACCCAUUUACCUGAUUCAUCUACUUCAUUUAAGGAAUCUACAAGUAGUUCUUUCGUCCCACCUGCAUUUACUCCUCAUAAAAGAAGUAAUACCAUUGUUAAUGCUAUAAGUAAUUUUGUCAGUUUAAAAUCAACACCAUCAUUGUCAAAUAUAUCAGGUUUCAACAAUAAUAGUGGGUCUUCUUCUGCUUCAUCCCUGAUGAAUGGGUCGAAAUUUGUCAACUUGGAAUUAUUGCCCAAGCCAGCAGAGCCUGAUUUGGAAAAUGACACUGAAGAGACCUAUUUAGCAAAAAUUAACUCGUAUGGAAAAUAUAUAACCUACAUUCUAAGCCAAAGUGAUUCUGAAUUUAAAAACAAGACAUUAAAAUAUUUUAUUUUUACAAGAUUUGAUUUUAAAAACGAACCUUUAGAUAUUUCAUUACGGAAAUUAUUACUAUUUAUUCAAUUACCAAAGGAAACACAACAAAUAGAUCGUAUAAUAAUGGCAUUUAGCGAAAAAUAUUUUCAAGAUUCGAAGCCUUCUAUAUGGUCAGAUCAUGGACAAGUUUACUUUAUCAGCUUCUCUUUAUUAAUGCUACAUACAGACCAUUUUAAUUUCAAUAAUAAGAAUAAAAUCAGUAGAAAAGAGUUUAUAGAAUUGAUUAAGUCAGAUACUGAAUCACAUGGAGAUAAGAUUUCGAGCGAAGUGUUAGGCUAUUUUUUUGAUAACAUUACCAAUAAGGAGUUCCCAACAAUACAUUUUCCCUUCCCUACAGAGAGUGAUACAAGUUUGCGUAAAAAUGAUAAUUUUAAGACUGCAAACUCCCAUUUGCUGUAUUCACCCAUUGAUUUAAUUCAGUCGCAUGAAUUACUAUCUAUUUAUCCCGAAUUUUUGGAAUGUUUGUCAUCAUUUUCUCCAUCCUAUGCAUCAUCAAAUUUUUCAAAUGAGACGCUCAAUAAUAAUGGUAGUUUUAAUAGAGUGUCCUCAUAUUUGCCAUUUUCAUCUUAUUUACAACCGAAUCUAGCUUCAUCCUCAUCAUCAUUAGAUUUACCUCAGCCAAAUGUCAAUAACAAUAUUGGCUCUUCGCCAAUUACAAAGACAAUAUCCCCAAGAUCACCAUCGUAUGCUGGAAUAAAUCCGUUUAUCGAUGGGAAAUCGGUUUCGAAAAAUAAUUUUUUUGAAAAUUUGGAUAUCUAUAGUAAUAUUAUUAAUGAUACAAUUAAUUCUAUUACAGUAUCUAGUUUACAUUCUGAUAUGUUUAAUUUUCUGGAUAGAGCAUCGAGCCAGCAAGAAGUGCCGGCCAUUAUUGAUAAAAAUUCUUUAAGGUAUAAAAAUUAUAUCAAGUACUCGAUGAUGAUUAAAGAUUUGAAGGGUGGGUACCUAAAAUUUAAUGAAAAUGAUGUAUUAAAGAAUGGAAAAAUCAAAACAGCUUUGGUUAAUAAAAACAUAACUACUUUUGAAGCAGAUACUAGUGAAUUGUGGAAAUAUGUUAAAAUUAUUCAAAUGGGGUCUUUAUACCUUCAUGUCUCGUCGGUGCCUAAAAGGAGGAAAAAUAAGAAAAACCAUGGAUCUGGGAAUGCGAGUUCUUCUAAUUGCAAUAAUACAAGCACUGUUAGAAAAAGAAGAUAUAGUAUUAUUCCAGUAAACAUAAAUAAUAAUAGCGAUAAUGGUGAUGAUGGUGAUAAUAAUAAUAGUAAUAAUAAUAAUAAUAAUAAUAAUAAUAAUAAUAAUAAUAAUAAUAAUAAUAAUAAUAAUAAUAAUAAUAAUAAUAAUAAUAAUAGUGGUAGUGGUAGUAGUAAUAAUAACAUUAAUAAUAAUGGAGCAAAUUCUUCUAAUGGCAACAACAAUAAUGUGUUUAAUAGCAAAGGUAAUAAUGAUAUGUUGGGUCUCGAUAAUUAUUCUGAUAAAGUGAGUAGUUUAUACUAUAAGACCUUUGGUACCGAUUUUGUUGGGGAUGGGGGUGAUUAUUAUGAGGAGCUUGAAAAAGAUCUAAAGUUGAUAAAUAUAGAAAUUGACAAAGAGAAAAAGUUAAAUGCAGUGAAAAGGCAGCAGAAUGCGUUAUCAGUGGUUGGUAAUCACGAAGAAAUCAGACAACACCACUUUUCCGCUGAUAAAUGGAAAAAAGUUUUCUGCAUAUUAACAGUUAUUGGAUUAUUUGUUUUUGAGAAUAAUGACUGGGUUCACCCAGAAAUCAUGAAGAUCAACGAUGUGUCCAAUUAUCUAGUUGAUUUUACUCCGAUAUCCAGUAAAAAAUUAAAAUCCAUAUUGAGCGGUAAUGGUUUAUUUGUAAACAAGAUUGAGCCACAUGCUUUUGAAAUUUAUAACGCUAAUAAAAGGGAGAUAUAUUAUUGCCAUAAUCUAAGGGAAAUAGACUACUGGGUCGAUUCAAUAAACGUUGUGUCUGCGUUUGAACAUUGUAACUUGGAAUUGAAAACGGUUCCCAAUUCCUUAAUUCCAAUUAAACGAAUGGAUAUGGUGGAAAGAUUAGCCAAAUGGGAAAAAUCAAAGUCGGCCAAAGAAUUUUUCCUAAAGGAAAUUGAAGCAACACUCAAAUUUACUGGAACUUGUGUUCCAUUAUCAAAAAAAACUUAUGAGGAAUUAAUUUUGUAUUUAAAACAAUUGAAAGUUAAACAUGGUUGGUGUUUUUAUGAAGUGUGCAGAAAUCAAGUUUAUAUAGAUAUCAUUAAAAGUGUUUGUCAUAUUUUUGGAUAUGAUUUGGUGGAUCUGGAAAAACAGGUUAAAAACAGGUUGCAUACAAAAUUGGUAAAUAGCUCAAUAGGCACUCUAACUAAGGAAACCGCUGAUACUGGUACACAUGAAGAAGAUAACGAGAAUAAGAUUGAGAUUGAUGAGAAAAAUAAUAUUUUACAUGGGACAAAUAUUAAAUAG
Saccharomycodes ludwigii is the source of this 4833-nucleotide messenger RNA. RefSeq names its product Arf family guanine nucleotide exchange factor SYT1 (gene SYT1). Bases 1 to 4833 code for a protein of 1610 amino acids. The record is from RefSeq and is a predicted model, not a curated record. Gene Ontology annotation, molecular function: guanyl-nucleotide exchange factor activity. Gene Ontology annotation, biological process: regulation of ARF protein signal transduction. The transcript has a single exon. NCBI's taxonomy places the organism in Eukaryota, Fungi, Ascomycota, Saccharomycetes, Saccharomycodales, Saccharomycodaceae.